Molecule: messenger RNA, 2530 nt
Organism: Phaedon cochleariae (mustard beetle)
Lineage: Eukaryota; Metazoa; Arthropoda; Insecta; Coleoptera; Chrysomelidae
Source: the annotation of a GenBank genome assembly
CAGAAAAAUGGCAUAUGGAAACUAUUAGAAAAUGGAAAGACAUUCCACAUUAUUUUUUUCAGACGGUAAAAGGAGAAUAGAUUUCGUUUUGGUAUAUAAAAGUAAUUUACACGAAGGAGACAAACUGAACAAAUUUGAAACAUAUAUUGAAAAUCUACAGAAGAGUGGAUUGAACAUUGAAAUUGAGAAAUUCACGGUAGACCCCUCUGUUAGUUUCGUGAAAAUACAUGCGCCCGAAAGCUUUGUUGAUAGUUAUGCUGAUAUAUGCGAUGUUGAUUUGGCAUGCAGAAACCAAGAUUAUCGACCUCCUUAUAAAACUCCUCCGAAUUUUAUGGCUACGCCUCUGACUAGACCGAAAUCAGAAGACGAUAUUUCUCGUAGAGCAGAGUCCCCAAUAACCAGAAUACCCACUGCGGCAACAACAGCAGAAGUAAUAUUGAUUGUAUACAAACUUCUAACAAAAACGAAAUUCGGUACCAGUUAUGGGGAUUACGGAUUAUCGAAACUAAAGAAAGAAAACAUUCUGAUAGAUGCUUAUCCCUUGCACGAAGGUCCAUACGAAUGGACGGAAUAUGGGAAACUUUCAGAUAGGCAGCUUUUAGCCAAGUUUUGGGGAAACAGCAAAUGUUGGUACAAAGCACAGCCGUUGAACUUCAUCGACAAAUAUUUCGGCUCAGAAUUUGGUUUCUACUUUGCUUGGCUCGGCUAUUAUGUGAAAAUGUUGGGACCUAUGGCUGCACUCAGCAUCAUCUGCAUAACAUAUGGUGUUGUCACCAUAGAUACGAGUCAUAACGCCAGAAGUAAAGAGAUAUGCCAGAGCUCAUUGAUCAUGUGUCCAAGAUGCCAUUAUCAACGAUGCAAAUAUGAAAGGCUUAGAAGUUCCUGCAUGCAGUCCCAUUUGACGUACUUAUUCGACAAUCCGGCUACCAUAACAUUUGCGAUUAUAAUAUCGUUUUGGUCCACCGUUUUCAUGGAAUUUUGGCAAAGAUCAGAAGCUAUUUUACAGCUACAAUGGAAUGUGAAAUCACUGGAACAUGAUACUGUGAUGAGGCCUGAAUAUAUUGAAAAAUCUGACUCUGAGAGAUAUUCUCCGAUCUUACUUGCCAAAGAACCGCAUGUAUCAUUCAAGAGAAGAUGUGUUGGAUAUACGAUAACAAUUUUUUCAAUUUUUUUUUUGCUAUUUUUGAUGGUACUGGCAGCUCUGGGAGUGAUGGUAUACCGAAUCUCGGUAGAUUUUAUGCUGAUUCGAGACAGUACGGAUGAUAUAGUCAUAGGAAAUACCAGAAUGAUAGCAUCGGCGACCGGCGCUUGUAUGAAUGCCACCAUCAUUUUUAUAUUCAAAGCAGUAUUCAAAAAACUGUCUUUAUGGUUGACAGACUUGGAAAAUCACAGAACUCAACAUGCUUAUGAUAAUUCGUACAUAUACAAAAGUUAUUCCUUGGCUUUUGUCAAUAAUUAUGCUGCCGUUUUCUAUAUCGCUUUCUUCAAGGGUAGGUUCUUCACUCACCCAGGUGACAUGGGAAAAUGGACAUUUUUCGGAGGGUUGGGUGCCGAUAUAUGUGCCCCAACGGGAUGCAUUCUCGAUUUGAGCAUAUCACUGGUGAUCAUUAUGAUGUCGAAGAUGAUAGUGAACAAUUUCAUUCAAAUCAUACUUCCGAUCAUUAUCGGUGUUUUCAAUAUGCUUAAAGCGAAAGUGAUACGUACUGAAGGUCUGCCAUUAUAUGAGAUAGACUAUUUGAUGGCUCCCACAGAACAAUACUUCUUGGUGGACGAAUAUUUGGAUAUGGUGAUACAGUACGGAUUCGUAGUAUUUUUCGUUGCUGGGUUCCCGUUAGCACCUCUACUAGCCUUCCUCAAUAAUAUCCUCGAAAUACGUGUCGAUGCCUCUAAAGUAACUAAACAUUUCCGAAGACCGAUACCCAAUAGGGUUUCAGGACUAGGGGCAUGGUUUGGAAUACUGCAAGCGACCACUUACGUUGGAGUUGUUACCAACGCGUUGGUUAUAGCCUUCACCAGCAGUUUCGCCAAACAUGAAUUCUUCAAUAAAAGUAACCGGGGUGGAUCUGGAACAUUCCUUAAUACAUCUAUAUCAGCAUUUGCAGUUUCCGAUUUUGAAAUACUGCAACGAGAAAUGGUUGGAGCACCAAAAAUAUGUUAUUACCCUGGAAGAAGAUAUCCCCCUGAUCAUGUCAAUAAAUAUGAACCCAGCACCGACCAUUAUGUUCUGCUAGCAACCCGUUUAAGUGUAGUGUUUAUUUUCGAGCAUAUCGUCAUAUUUUUGAAGGGGAUUUUGGCUUACGCGAUCCCGGACGUCCCUACUGAAGUUACCAAAAAUCUUGCUAUACAAGACAAGAAGAAUAAAGAUAUGAGGAUGAAAGUACUCAACGAAGAAUACAUGAAAAAACGCAGAGAAUCUGGUUUGAUUGCAAGUUUCAAACCUAUCAAUAUAUCUUGAUUGUCUUUAAUACCCCAUUAUAGUGAAUACGUUUUCUAGUGUUUUCGAUUCUUUUUCUCCCGUAGAUGUUUUCAA